AUGGACGGCGACGCGUGGCGAUUCGAGAAGCUCCAGGAAGGCACUAGGGGCGCGGAGAGGGCUGGGGCGCGGCGCGUGGCCGGCGGCCUCGACGUCCAGCGGCGAACGGCGAUGAACGCCGUGAGCAGAGAAGAGAUGGAGUUGAUGGCAGUCUCCUGCCUGCUGACGCGCCGGGGUCGGCAGCUGGGCGCCUGGGCCCUCAUCGGCUUCGGUGAACGAGUUGCUACAACAUCAUUGUGCGGCAAGAACCCGCACCUUUGCAUGGACAUGCUAUUCAAAGAAGAGGUAUCAUCUAAUGGGAGCUCGGUGCCGAUCAAAGAAGAAGCAUCCGACAGUUCAGCAUAUAUAUUCCAUCAUGCAAUUUACCAAUCAACUGGCUAUGAUUCCGUAGUAUACGGUACCAAGGCAACUUUAAGUGUUCAUGAGUUCCCGGCCAUCAAGAAGGGGCAAAAUAUAUUGGCUACUGUUAAGGUUUGGAAUUUCCAAAAGGGCCAUCCGGAAUAUACUAAUGCUGUGCAUGCUGGAUGGGCAAUUCGGCCAUCAUUCUACGGUGACAGCAAAACUCAUUUUAUCAUAACAUGGACAGCCGAUGGAUACAGAUCAACCGGGUGUAUUGACUUAAAAUGUGAUGGAUUCGUGCCAGUUAACUAUGCACCAAUUACCCCAGGAGAUAGUUUGGAGGGGCAAAGUAAGAUAUCAAUCAAGAUAUUCAAGAAAAAGGAUGAUGGAGAUUGGUGGUUAUACUUUGGUCAUGAUGGUCAGAACCUUGCUCCCGUGGGAUUUUGGCCAAAGAAUAUCUUCACCAGUUUGGCAGACCAUGCAAAUAUAAUAACUUGGGGAGGCUACACGGGAUCUUUUUCAGGAGAUUCCAGCCCCCCAAUGGGGAAUGGCAAGUGGCCAGGAGCAAAUUCUGCAACAUAUCAAGAUGUCCAGUAUGUUAGCGGUGAUGGCCAAGGCUACGCUCCCCCUCCAUGGCCCGGUGGUGUUCAUGCCGAUGUGACCCAUAAGAACUGUUAUCAACUGAGCCCGUUUACGAAUAACAUGUUCUACUAUGGGGGUCCGGGAGGUUGUAGUGAUUAGAAUCAUUAUUCACUGAAAGAUCCAUGUCCAAUAAAAAUAAAUUAAUUAAAGAUCCAUGUCAUUGCCGAGUCAACAUGCCACUUGGACGAUUAAUUUAAUGGAAGUUGUGAA
This is a messenger RNA of Panicum virgatum (switchgrass), 1191 nucleotides long. RefSeq lists its product as uncharacterized. The transcript has 7 exons. NCBI's taxonomy places the organism in Eukaryota, Viridiplantae, Streptophyta, Magnoliopsida, Poales, Poaceae. The coding region runs from base 1 to 1080 and encodes 359 amino acids. The record is from RefSeq and is a predicted model, not a curated record.